UUGGCGACAAGCGUGCACCAUGCCACCGCCCGAGUUCCUUGGAAACAGAGAUCUCGUUGGGUCCAAAACCGGCGACGCGCUCCCUGUUUUCCCUUUCACCCACCUCCACUUCUCCGCCGGUUUCGCGCCAGAUCGCGUAUAAAACGGCCUCCGUGCAGGCUCCCCGCUUGUCAACCCGCAGAGGCCACGGAAGAAACAAGAACCAGUUCAGCCCAGCAGCAGUACAAGCGCGUCGCGAGCGAUCGAGAUGGCGGCUGAGGCGGCGAGCAGGAAGGCGCCGUCGCUGGUGGUGGCGGCGAGCAUGGGCGCGGUGGAGGCGCUCAAGGACCAGGCGGGCCUGUGCCGCUGGGACUACGCGCUGCGCUCGCUCUACCACCGCGCCGCCGCGCCCAGGAUCCAGGCCCUGUCUGCCAAGCUCUCCGACUCCAUGGCGGCGGCGCCCGCGGGCGAGCUGCCCCGGACGAAGCAGGACGCGAGGAUGCGGAAGGCCUACCACCUCGUGUGCUGGGGCCCCAACUGAUCGAUCUCGACUCCCACCAGCGCUUCUUGUUUCUCUGUAGCCUAGCUUUCUUCCUCCAUGCCUCCAUCCAUCCUUGUACAUCUUUUUUCGCAAUAAAAAAAGAUGAGAGAACAAUGCAAUGUCCAAUUUGAGUUACGGAGCUGAAGGACCCCCAAAAAAUUAGAAACUUCUUACUUGAUAGUGUUCUUGUAAUCUUGUGCAUUCUGCUCUCCGAUCGCGGAUCAAGUCCAAUCUGAACUCUGACUUGAGCUGUGUAAUUCAGUAAUUGAUCCCGGUCUGACAAGGAUGCCAAUAAGAUGAGACUCAGAUUUGCAUUGCUUUGCAUUUUUUUAAGGAAAAAAUCCAUAUUUCGUCCAUCAACUCUUCCCUAGUUUAAUUUUCAUCCUCAACUCUUAUUUGGAUCAAUUUACGUCAUCUGUUAAGUUUUCGAGGGACAGGGACUCUUGUUCGGAUCCAUUUAUAUCAUCUGUCCAGUU
Messenger RNA from Phragmites australis (common reed), 996 nucleotides. RefSeq lists its product as uncharacterized. The transcript has a single exon. The record is from RefSeq and is a predicted model, not a curated record. The coding region runs from base 248 to 520 and encodes 90 amino acids. NCBI's taxonomy places the organism in Eukaryota, Viridiplantae, Streptophyta, Magnoliopsida, Poales, Poaceae.